CGCUGGUAUCUUUGCCGACGGCCCCACGAAACCGGACGCGAGCUCGCAACGAGGGAAACCCCCCACCCCGUUGGAGGGGACCCUCCACAGGAGUUCUCGCCCAGCCGCUACACCCCACGGCUCCACCCGCCAGGACACCGCUUCCUGCCGCUCGUCUACCUUGGUGUCGUCGCACCUCCUUGGCCGAGCAUGAGCUAGCGCAGCUCGCUGGCGGUGGUCCACGCUGCGUGCAGCUGCAUAACGUCACGAUGGUCUGGCCAUUCGACUUGCGCAUAGUGUGGACUUGCAGCUUGCUGCAGCCAGCCCUCGCCGAUAGCAUCAACAUUGAGCGGCCAUGCGAUCGCCGAUGGCGCGAGGCCAUGGCGCCAUGCGAAGCUGCCGGCACGGCCGUCCUUGAGCGGGCGAGGAGCGGUGGCCGAGGAGGAGGAUGCGACCAGGUGGUGUGUCACGACGGUCUGAACAUUGGCAAUAUAAUUCGAGCGAUGGAACAAGCAUACAAAGACCAAGUAGAAAUAAAAAAAAUCACCUUGAUUAUGGUGGCCUGGUAGGCUUAUUGACAGUAGACAGGAUGAGCGUCGUGACGCUCAAGCCGUUCCCGACGGCAACGUUCACGGCGCAGUGCUUCGCGGACGCGGCCAAGAUCUCGCCCGGCUGCUUCGCCAAGGCCGGCGCCGACCCGAGCGAGUGGGUCGACGCGUGCACGAACCUCACGAUGGCCGUCGUGCUCGCCAACGCCGAGAAGCGCGCGUCCCAGGACGAGCCGUGCUACGCAGCGCCGCCCAAGCUGCCGUUCGCGUAUCUCGACUCGGUCACGCACUACGCCAAGACCAUCGACAUGUCGGGCCAUGGCAUCGCGCGGCUGGGCAACAUGCAGCGUCGCUUUGACGUCGCCCUCAUCGUCGAAGACUUGUCGCUGGCCAAGAAUGCGCUCACCAACGUCUCGAAUGCGACGCCCUUUGCCGACUCGCUCAAGACGCUGUCGCUCGCGCAAAACGAGAUUGCGUCCUUGACGCAGCUCGUGGCUACGAACCUCAAGACACUGAAUCUAAGUGCGAACGCGCUACCGACACUACCGCCCAACGCCUCGAGCCUCUUCCCUCCGCGGCUCGAAGUGCUCGAUCUCUCGUACAAUACGAAGCUCAGGACGCUCAACUACGUGUUGUUUCCGUCGACGCUCACUACCUUGUACCUUGACGGCAACACGAUCGAGAGCUUGCAUUUGUGCAACUUUGGCGAUCUCAAAACACUGUCGCUUGUGGACGCCAAGAUUGCCCAGUUUACGAUUUCGAUUGCCCAGUACAACACCCUCUUCCAGUCGGUCUCGGUCAAGACGAGCUCCAAGACAGAGAUUUCGACCAGCGACUGCUCGACAGGGUCGCGUCAAAAGCUGCCAAGCGGCCUCACCGUGUGCGUCGACGGUCUCUCGGAGGGCUUGAGUGACACGGCGUAUGCACUCAUCGGCGUCGCCGUCGCCGUGUUCGUUGCGGGCGUGAGCCUCUUCGUGUACCGCCGGUACCGCCAAUCGCGCAAGAAGGGGCCCGCGUUCUCGUUCUCUGCGCUCGCGAAUCAAACCAACCGCGACAUGGCGUCCGCGCGGCCCCUGCCAAUGGCACAUCCCAUGCUCGACAAGAACGGCGACCAGCAGAUCGGCCUCGGCGGACGGCCGCGCGAGCUCACGGCGCUUGCGACCGGCGCCGACAAGGGCUCGGACAUUCGGUUCGAUCCGCAAUUUCAGCGGUUCCGGAUCGACCACAAGGAGAUUGUUAUGCACAGGACGAUCGCAUCCGGUGGCUUUGGCGUCGUGUACCUCGCGACGUACCACUCAAUGGACGUGGCCGUCAAGCGCAUGCUGCCGUCGGCCGUCGAAGGCAACAGCGACGGCGUCCGCGACUUUAUGGACGAAAUUCGGCUCUGCGCGCAGCUCGACCACCCCCACAUUGUGCGCUUCAUCGGCGUCUCGUGGAGUACGCUCAAGGACCUGAGUGCGGUGCUCGAGUUCAUGCCCAACGGCGACCUCGCGACGCUCGUCCGCGCCAAGGACGACGAUUCGCAGCGGUCGUCGGCCGCGCUCAAGCUUGUGUGGCCAGCACAAACGUCCGUCAAGACGUACUCGAAAGUCCAAGUGCUCAGCGAUGUGAUUGCGGGCUUGAGCUAUCUCCACGACCUCCACGUGAUCCACCGCGAUCUCAAGGCCAAGAACGUCCUCCUCGGCGCGCAGUUCGAAGCCAAGCUCAGCGACUUUGGCACGAGUCGCCAAGUCGUCAUGGACGCCACCAUGACGGCCGAGAUUGGUACGAUUGCGUGGAUCGCCCCCGAGAUUCUCAAGGGCGACCGGUACAGCGAGAGCGCCGACAUGUACUCGUUUGGCGUCCUCGUCUCCGAAGUCGACACGGGCGAGAGUCCGUACGGCAACGCGGUCUCGACCAACGGCACGGCGCUGCCCAAGCCCGUGAUCGCCAUGAUGGUCAUCGAAGGCGAGCUCCGACCGAGCUUCACCGACGAGUGCCCGCCCGAAGUGCUCUCGAUCGCGCAGCGCUGCCUCGACAACGACCCGCUCCAACGACCAAGUGCCGUGGACGUCGGCCGCCUUCUCACCAUGAUGCUGCGGUCGCAGACGUACGCCAUGUAAUGGACGCACUGCUCCUCGAUAUAUAUGUAUCUAAAGUGUUGUGCGACACGA
This is a messenger RNA of Saprolegnia diclina VS20, 2680 nucleotides long. Its product is annotated as TKL protein kinase. The transcript has 10 exons. Gene Ontology annotation, molecular function: protein kinase activity; protein binding; ATP binding. The coding region runs from base 428 to 2629 and encodes 733 amino acids. The record is from RefSeq and is a predicted model, not a curated record. NCBI's taxonomy places the organism in Eukaryota, Oomycota, Saprolegniomycetes, Saprolegniales, Saprolegniaceae. Gene Ontology annotation, biological process: protein phosphorylation.